Gallus gallus (chicken) is the source of this 4222-nucleotide messenger RNA. It is a transcript of the gene GALNT7, whose product is annotated as polypeptide N-acetylgalactosaminyltransferase 7. The record is from RefSeq and is a predicted model, not a curated record. The transcript is spliced from 12 exons. Gene Ontology annotation, cellular component: Golgi apparatus. NCBI's taxonomy places the organism in Eukaryota, Metazoa, Chordata, Aves, Galliformes, Phasianidae. The coding region runs from base 143 to 2041 and encodes 632 amino acids.
GUCUUCCUGCAGUGCUUAUUCCUGAACGGUAACGUUCAGGAUUGCUGGAGCUCACAGUGCUGAAAAAAAUGUCAAAGUACACUGAGAGUACUGAGCACAGAGGGAAGGAAAAGGUUUUACACGGGAAGGACACGGGUUUUACAUGGGAAGUGUUGUCCCUGCAUCACGGCACUUUGUGCAAGACUCAGAUAAUCAGGAUGACAAAGAAGCCAACAGACCCUUGCCAAACAAAGGAGAGCAUGGACUAGGAAAUGAGAAGUUCAAACCUGUGGUACCUUGGCCUCAUGUUGAAGGUGUGGAAGUGGACUUGGAAUCCAUUCGAAGGAAAAAUAAGGCCAAAAAUGAAUUAAAUCAGCAUGGUGGUGGUGAUAACAAUCAGCAAAACAUCAUCCAGAGGCAGUAUCUCACAUUUAAGCCUCAGACAUUUGUAUAUCGAGAUCCUGUUUUACGACCUGGAGUCCUCGGUAAUUUUGAACCCAAAGAGCCUGAGCCUCAUGGAGUUGUUGGUGGCCCUGGAGAGGAAGCGAAGCCAUAUGUUUUAGGACCAGAUUACAAAGAAUCCGUUCAAGCCAGCAUAAAAGAGUUUGGGUUUAAUAUGGUGGCAAGUGAUAUGAUCUCACUAGAUCGGAGUGUUAAUGACUUGCGUCAAGAAGAGUGCAAACACUGGCAUUAUGAUGAAAACCUGCUCACCUCCAGCGUCGUCAUUGUCUUCCAUAACGAAGGGUGGUCCACGCUGAUGAGGACGGUUCACAGCGUCAUUAAGAGAACACCAAGGAAAUACUUGGCAGAAAUUGUGCUGAUCGAUGACUUCAGCAACAAAGUUCACCUGAAGGAGAGACUGGAUGACUACAUUAAGCAGUGGAAUGGCCUUGUAAAGGUAUUUCGAAAUGAAAGGAGAGAAGGUUUAAUCCAGGCUCGAAGCAUUGGAGCCCAGAAGGCUAAGCUUGGACAGGUUUUGGUUUAUCUGGAUGCCCAUUGUGAGGUGGGAAUUAACUGGUACGCGCCACUUAUAGCUCCUAUCUCCAAGGACAGAACCACAUGCACUGUGCCGCUUAUAGAUGUCAUAGAUGGCGACACUUUUAAGAUUGUACCACAAGGGGGUGGUGACGAAGAUGGGUUUGCUAGAGGAGCGUGGGAUUGGAGUAUGCUAUGGAAGAGGGUGCCCUUGUCCAAGCGAGAGAAGGAAAAAAGAGAGACAAAAACCGAACCGUAUCGGUCCCCCGCCAUGGCUGGUGGAUUGUUUGCCAUUGAACGUGAUUUCUUUUUUGAACUGGGUCUCUAUGAUCCAGGCCUUCAGAUCUGGGGUGGUGAAAAUUUUGAAAUUUCUUACAAGAUCUGGCAGUGUGGAGGAAAACUGCUGUUUGUCCCUUGUUCUCGUGUUGGACAUAUCUACCGUCUCCAGGGCUGGCAAGGAAAUCCGCCCCCCGUGUAUGUUGGGUCUUCUCCUACACUGAAGAACUACGUCAGAGUUGUGGAAGUGUGGUGGGAUGAAUACAAAGAUUAUUUUUAUGCCAGCCGGCCAGAGACAAAAGCACUGCCCUACGGAGACAUAUCUGAGCUGAAAAAGUUCCGUGAAGAUCACAACUGCAAAAGUUUUAAGUGGUUCAUGGAAGAAAUAGCAUAUGAUAUAACAUCGUAUUAUCCCUUACCACCUAAAAACGUGGAGUGGGGAGAGAUCAGAGGCUUUGAAACAGCUUACUGCAUUGACAGCAUGGGGCACACCAACGGUGGCUUUGUAGAACUUGGACCAUGCCACAGAAUGGGAGGAAACCAGCUUUUCCGAAUCAAUGAAGCUAAUCAGCUCAUGCAGUAUGAUCAGUGCUUGACUAAAGGACCAGAUGGAUCCAAAAUUAUGAUUACACAUUGUAAUCUGAAUGAAUACAAGGACUGGCAAUACUUCAAGAAUCUGCAUAGAUUUACACACAUUCCUUCAGGGAAGUGCUUGGAUCGGUCAGAAGUCCUACACCAAGUUUUCAUUUCAGAGUGUGAUUCCAGUAAAGCAACGCAGAAAUGGGAAAUGAACAACAUUCUUAGUGUGUAGAUAAACAGAACCUACCUACUGACACGUUCAUUUGUACAGGACUGAAAAUAGCCUGAAAACUGCUGCAAUUAUUAACUGUACAGCUCCGAGCCUCCUGACUUGGAUGAAGGACAUAGAUGAACUGUGAUUAUUACAAUAACAUGAUCAUCCGCAGUUAAUGUUUACAAAACUGCUUUACCUUAAACUCUGUAGAUGUUUACAUCUUUUUGUUUUAAGACGUUGGUAACUUACUGCGCUGUUAGCUGUGUUUCAUAGGAACAUAGUUAAAGGCGUUGUUGUCUUCUUUGGGAUUACACUCAGGGGUCUGAAGGCAGUUUUUUUACACAAACUUGAAAAGGUUGGAGUAACCAGAUUUUCAUAGAACUUGGUGAUUAUCAACCUGUUGUAAAUUUUUAUUUAAUUUUACAUCUUACUAAGCACUGCCACAGGUUAUUAGCCAGGGUGGCCUUCUCUCACACUCAUGCUGCUUUUUUGGAAGGUGAAUUUCAACAUAUUUAGUGCCUCUUCCGUUUCUCUCUUUCACAAGAAAAGCAUUGGUUGGAAAUUAUACAACGGAUGUCAAUACAGGCAGGGAUCAGCUGUCCCACCCCACUACUGUGUCCCACCCCAGUUACUGUGUUGCUGAAGACGGCUGCUGUUAGCAGCUGGACUGCUUGUCAGUGGGCCACUCUGACAGGCCCCUUUGCUGCAGAUGCUCCAAAAUCUCACGUCGUGGCCAUCAGCCCACCUCUACUCUGGUGUGCACGUGGGGGAGCAGCUUGGCACCUGGUAUGGAGCAAGGAGGAGCUCAGCGGCAAGGCUAGCACCAGUGUGGUAUGUUGGGUUUGAAAGCACCCUUGCAAUUCCAGUCAAGAAUAUAUAUGCUCUAACUUGCAUACCUUACACAAAAAUAAGGAUAAUUUAAAAUAAAAAAAUAGAUUUUUAAAAAGCUGCACCAUUAUUUUAAAAAGAAAAAGAAAAAAGAAUUCCAGUGCUUCAUUUAUGUUGUUAUUUUAAAUGAGAAUCACUUAGAGGUAAAUUAAAACUUUGAAUUAGGAAAAUAAUCCAACUCAUUAACACAUCUGCUUGCUUGUUUGAAAAGACAUCUGCCCUCUAUUUUAGAGUCCAGGCUUACGUUUGAACACAGAAGUGGAAAUCUUGAAGCGUUAAUUCAUAUUAAUUUUUUCCGUAUUUUUUUUUUCAUUGGAAUCUUUUCCUGAGGGAUUACAAACACCAAAUACAACCACUUGGUGCUAGAGUGUACAGAACAGAGCGCGAAGAACUUUCUGAAACUGUUCCGAAUAGGAGUUGAUGAGAACUCCCUCAGGAGUGUAAGUACUCGGAAUGAACAGAGAGGUGGAGGAGAAAUGACUUAUCCUCACUUCCUUAUUCAAGAUUUGUGACUGUUAGAUGUCGACAUCAGUGUACUGACUUAGAGUUACGCCUAUAACAUGUCACACUAUUAAGUACGACUAAAUAUUCCCUGAAAUCUAGAAUAGCAUUGCAUGCAGCUUUCAUUGGUGUUAACGAGGGUUGUGUAUCAUAUAUGGUGAGAGUUUGAUCUUUCUAGGGCAGACUGCACUGAUAUAUUAGUUUGGGAUCUUUCCUAGUUUCUUUAAACUUCUCAUCUAUCCUUUCAGAGGUAUGAAGAAUAGAAAAUAAAGGAGGGAGAAACUGGAAAACGGAAAAUAAGGGUGUGUGUCAGUACUUGUUCCUUGUGUGUAUGAAAACUGACUCCAUUUUCGUGUGCUGGGUAGAUUAAUUUAAUCAUAUUACUAUGCAUAAGAGAAAGAGUGGUGGCACAUAAAUUGUGCGUUUUAAAUGGGUUUUUUGUGCAAUUCAUUACAAGCUGACGCUGUGUGCGAAUACGCAUCUGUAUGUGAGACCGAAACCUCACGAAACAUGAGAUCAUAAGAAGCUGUUGCUGUAAUGACUUUUUCAUACUAUAGCUUGCUUGGAAAAAUAAUAAUAAUAAUAAUUCCCAUAUUCUUGCUUUGUAAGUCGAUGAUAAUAUCACUAUGCAUUUCUACAUAUUUUAUAAAUUUGAUUUAUGCAGAUUUUGAUACACUGUAUGUUUCUGUAGAAAUUGUAUAAAUCUUUCAGAAAUUUAUUAGGGAGAAAUCUGGGAAACAUGUAUAUCUUAUGGGUUGCUUGUUUUUUAGGUGAAGUAAAUAAAAUAUUUGAAUUCUUGGGUUUACUAUA